Messenger RNA from Carassius gibelio (silver crucian carp), 6624 nucleotides. RefSeq names its product tetratricopeptide repeat domain 6 (gene ttc6). The record is from RefSeq and is a predicted model, not a curated record. Gene Ontology annotation, molecular function: protein binding. The transcript has 31 exons. Lineage: Eukaryota; Metazoa; Chordata; Actinopteri; Cypriniformes; Cyprinidae. The coding region runs from base 551 to 5749 and encodes 1732 amino acids.
UUUUUUUUUUUUUUUGCAAAUCUGAACAACUGAGUGGUUGAACUCUGCAAAACACAGUAUGGUAUAUAUGCGUAAAUAAAAAUGCGUACAGAGCGAAUAAAAGUUAUAAACAAAAUCAUAAUAAUCUAGCACUUGAAUAUUUCCAUGUGAAGAUUUUCUCUGACUGGCACGCGCAUGGCUAUGGCUGGUUGCUAGGAGACGCUGUGUGGCGUUACACUGUUUUGAGUUUCUGACGUAAAUAGCUGAAGUUAUUUUUCAGCCGAUACAAUUUGAUUUGAAGUACAUUUCAUUGUGGGAAUGCAUUCAUGAAAAGCAUUUCCAAUAUAUGAAGUGCACAUAUGAAUUCAAUCAGAACAGAAGCUGGCUUCUUUCUUACCUUGCCAGGUGAGCCCUGUCAUCACAGAUUUCCCCCGCAUCCUGACAAAACCCAGCUGUGUUGUGUCUCAAAUAAACUUUCACUUUCCUCUCCUCUACAAACUGCCCCCUGAAUCCAUGUCUCAACAAAGACCUACAAAAUGAGCCAGGGUCCAUAGACAAAUCAGGGAACACAAUGGCUCUUCCAAAUCUUAAAGACAGGCAUGGGAUUGUCAGAAAGCCCGUCAUAGCCUCUCUUGCAGGGACCACCAAAGCAGUAUCCUUGUCCCAAAGGCCGCAACCUCCUGCUAAGCCCAGAUCAGAGAGGCCUUUAUCAGCAGGUGGAUCUUACAAACCUUGCCCACUUGCUCAGCAGGUUUCAGGUGAGGAGACGAAAAUCUUCAGCAAUCAGCAGCCAUAUUCGGGCAGCUGUAAUGACAAUGAGGUAUCAGGCUCUGUGAAUUCAGCACAGAAUGGGCAUAAAAGAGCGCGGAGAGGAAAGAGUGAAACAUUCCCGGAGCCUCAUAAACAUCAAACUCUCUCCAAGCACAGCAGCUCGCAGAGUCACAUCAGCAGCGCUGGCUCAAGCACCAUCCAAAGUGUCAAAUCCACUUUUGAGCUGCUAAAUGAAGCCAGACGUAUUGCUGGACCUGAGCUGCCAGAUGAUGUUGACCAGCAGAGGUCGCCAGAUGAGACCUUAGCAUACACAUUAGUGAAGGGAAGUGGGCACAUAGAGGAGGAUAGCGGUGCUGUUGUACAUUCUAUGGAAAGAGAAGAUGGACACAGUUGCAGCUCUGAUGACAUGGGGCCAACUCAAAUAGACACCUUAGUACAAAAAGAGAAAUGCUCCCCAAGACCAAUGUGCCAUCCACCGGUGUCAUCUGGUGUCUUCAAGAUGGCUAAAUCAGUUUUACAGAAGGAUACUGAUAUUGGCUCUGAUGGUAGAGGGCUCCAGAAUCUCUUAUCCCAGGUGACCACUGAAGAUAUAAUAAUGGCCCGAGGUUGUAGUUUGACUCCAGUUCAGAGACCGGAAAGGACUUCCCAUCAGACCAAAACCAUUCAAGGCCUGUCACUACUGGCAACCUGGAAACCUAAAAAAGAUGCAGAAGGGUAUAAAACCAUCCACCAUUUGUGUACCACUCCUGCUAGUCAAGUCGUGCCUGUUGAGUUACAACUUGCUUCAAGAAUCUGCCACACUCAAAACCUGAUCACAGCAACAGCGCAGUUUAACCACCAGAGGACAGCACUUGGGCAAACAUCUCACUCUGACAUGCAAAGGCUGGUGUGUGAAGGUGUUUCUGUUGAUUCUACUGGGGUUUCAGCGAAGAUAGACUGCAUUUCCCACAUGCCUAAACAGACGUCAGAUACUUUGGAGGACUGGCAGAGAAUAGCAGAGUAUUACGUGGAGAGACCAAGGAUUAUGAUGUGCGGACGUGCUGCAACAUUGUGUCCCAGUGAGCUCAGAAUGUUCUGGAGCCCAGCACCUCCUAAAUUCAUCUGCGCCCCAUGUGUUAUGAAAGACACACUUUUCCCCAAAUACCAGAUAACCCAGGCAGACCCGUGCAAAGAGAAUCUGCGGGAUGAGGUGCAUGAACAGGUUAUUUCUGAGGAAAAUAUCUUGCCUUUUAAGUGUAACUCUGUGGCAGACUUCAGAACAACAGGCUCACCGACUCCCUCUGCGUUCGUCUCAGCAGAACAGUCGAGACGGCCUUGCUCUGCCCCUCACUUAACCCCAGAUCUUGAGCCCCAUCUUCGGCUGCAAUCCGACUUCACCAUCCUUUCCCAGGAGCUGGAGCAUGUGCGAUGGCAGCGGCAACAGAACUCAAUUUGUGCAGCUCUGGCCAAAGAAUCCCCAUCCAAUGCCAAACAGACAAAGCCUCAGGAGGUUCACACAGAGCCCAACUCAUCAGAGCAGCCUUGCCUGGUCCCAAGCCACAGGAGGAACAAAGGCAAACGCAGGGCCAAGAAAAGGGGAAAAACACUCAGCUCUGUCAAGAUGGCCUACGUUUGGAAAAAACUGAGAGAGCCAUCACGGACACUAACAAGAAGUGAGUCUCUGUGUCAGUUACCAUGGGAGUCUGAAACCUCCAGAGGGCAAUUUUCACCCCUCCUCUGCCCCAGUCUGCCCAUGCUCCUGGAUUUUGAGACCUUUGCCACAGAUCAUGGUGGGAUACCUGACUCGACACCACCCCGAGAGUGGGUCCGAGACAUAUGGGACUCCUGGUUUGACGAGGUCUUUCCCCCUCUGGAAAAUCUCCAGAGUACAGGCUCUUUUCCUGGUGGUCUGGAGGAGAACCAGCUUCCACAGGAUGAGAUCCAGGAUCUGGACAAAGUGGUUUUGGAUGAAAGUCUCAAUACAGUGGAUUUGGAGCAUGAAGUGGCCAAGCUGACCCUAACUUUGACUGAAAGUGGAAACCACAGUGCCUUCCACUAUUGUCGUAGAGGAGCACUUAACAUCAAACUUGGUUAUCUCAACCAGGCCCUUGAAGAUCUCAAUGCUGCCAUCUCCCUGGAGCCCCAUUUACUUGAUGCCUACUGGCACAGACACCACAUCUACCUGCUGAGAAACGACCCCAAUAGAGCUCUGGACGAUCUAAACGUCAUUGUUGAAAACAAGAAGCAGCAUGCAGACGCCUUCAUGUCUAGAGCAGAAAUCUACAAACAAAGAGGGGAAACCACACUGGCUCUGAUCAACUACACCCAAGCCGUCAAAGUCAAGCCAGAUGAUGCAGAGAUCUACUUUAAGCGGGCAAAGAUGUAUGAAAAGAUAGGUGAGAUACUGCUGGCCAUGGAGGACUAUGCUAAGACCUUCACCAUCGACUCUACAAGGACUGAUGCAAUGAUGAGCCAUGGAAUACAGCUUUUUAACACCUCCAAAUGGAUGCAGGCCCUGGAAACCUUCUCCCUGCUGCUGAAGCAAGAACCUGGGAAUGCUACAGCCAGAACAUACAGAGGAAGGAUCUAUACCAAGCUAGGUCGGUUUGAGAAGUCUGUCGAGGACUUUUCUCUGGCUGUGCACUUGGAUCCCAGUAGCUGGUUGGCGUUUUACCACAGAGGGUGUCUGCUGAGGGAGAUAAUGCCUCAUAUGGCCUUAAGGGACUUCAGCACAUCUGUUCUCAUCAAUGACAGUGCAGAAAACCUGAGUGCAUUCCUGCACCGCGGUCAGGUCUACAUGACGCUCCGGCGCUGGCGGCAGGCCAUGGCUGACUUUGAAGCUGUGAUCAAACUUGACAGUCACAGCAGAUUUGCAGCUGUUGCCCACGUCAGUUUGGGACUGAUCUGUAUGCUGAAUAUGGGCCGACAAUAUGAGGCCAUCAGAAGGUUCAGUAAUGCAUUGAAGGUGGACCCCACCUAUGUAAAGGCCUACGUAUGCCGGGCCAGAGCCUACUUCAACGUGAAUAAUCUGAGUAGAGCGGUGAAGGAUUUGACUCGAGCCAUACAUAUGAAGCCAGACGCUUAUGAUCUGCACAUCUUGAGAGGGAAGUACUUGUAUGAAAUGAAACAGUUUGACCUGGCCAUCCUCUGUAUACGGUACACAGCGGAAAUGAAAACAGCUCUGGGUUUAUCACCAGUCCAGCAAGCUGUCGUCCAAUCGUUCCUGGGGAUCUAUGCCAAUGCCGUCGUCUGUCUUGAGGAAGCGGUCGAUACGUGCCCUUCUCCUCCACACCUCAUUCUUCUCGGGAGGACACUGAUGAGGGAGCACAGGUUCAAAGAAGCAGUGGAGUGUUUCAGAAAGGCCCUGUCACUUCUGGGUACCUAUAAAACUAAACUCCUUACUUCACAAGAGACCGCGGAGGUCUUUUAUCUUAUGGGCAUGUGCUACAUGAAACAAAUCCUUUUGUUACAGGAGAGUGAAGACUCUCUUCUCCUCCAUGCUUUGGAUGCUUUUAACAGCGCUGUGAGCAUGAACCCAGACCACGCUGAGGCUCACCAUCAGAGAGGACUGUGCCGUGUACAUCUACAAGACUCCACGGGUGUGCAGGACUUUAACAAAGCACUCCAAAUCAACCCCCACCUCUAUCAGGUGCAUCUCAGCCGAGCUGCUCUUUAUGGGGCUCAAGGACGAUAUGCAAAGGCUGUACUCGACUGUAAUGAAGCUAUCAGGAUACAGCCCAAGAGUGUCAGAGCGUACUUGUAUAAAGGAGCUCUUAAAUUCUAUUUGAAAGCAUACAAGAGUGCAGUGGAGGAUCUGACAAUGGCAGUCCAGAUGGACAGUGCCUGUUCAUUUGCUUACUACAACCGCGGCGUAUGUUUUCAUGAGCUGCAGGAUUAUGAACGGGCUCUCCGAGACUAUAGCAUUACGCUGCUCUUGGGCUGUAAGACGGAGCUUGAGCUGAAAGUCUUGAUAAACCGUGGCCUUCUUUAUGUGGAGCUGAAUGACUAUGGCAGUGCCCUUCAGGAUUUUAAGGCGGCAGCACAGAAACAACCAGAGGAUGUAAUAAUGCUUCAUACACUGGGAGUUAUUCACCACAGGCUUGGCCAGUUGCAGGAAGCUGUGGAUGCUUACAGCCAGGCUUUAAGACUUGAUCCCUUCUUGCAAGAUUCCCAUGUGGGCAGAGGCAAUGUUUUCAUGGAUUAUGGGCACAAUCACGCCAGGAAACAAGCUCAGAGAGACUUCCUCUCAGCCCUGCAUCUCAAUCCACUCUGUUCAAGUGCUCGCAUUAGCCUGGCAUACAACUUACAGGUUUUGGGAUUCUUCCAGAGAGCCUGGAAUCAGUUCACUGUGGCUGUAGAGGUGAACCCUAAAUGCUGGGCAGCGUAUGAAGGCAGAGCUGUUACCAGCCUACAGAUGGGCAACAUGUUUGCAGCCCUGCAGGACAUUAACACUGCUAUAAAGUGUAACCCUCAUGCAGAGCAGCUCUUCACAAACCGAGGUCUGAUCCAGCAGUUCAUGGGAGAUAAAGCUAGUGCCAUGAAGAACUACCAGACCGCUAUCAGCCUCAACCCGGAAUAUUCCCUCGCUUACUUCAACGCUGCCAACCUCUUCUUUUACAAUGGACAGUUUGAGCAGGCAUGUGAGAACUACAGCCGAGCAUUUGAACUGGACCCCUCAGAUGAGUCUGCCAUCCUGAACCGAGCCAUCACUCACGCUCUGCUGCGGAAGGUCCCAGCAUCCCUGCAGGAUUUCAAUGAGGCUCUCUGCCUCAACCCGCUGUCUGCACAUGCCUACUUUAACAGAGCCAACCUGUACUGCUCUCUCAGACAGUUCCAAUCAGCCGAGAGGGACCUUAUGCAAGCUCUGAUGCUGCAGCCUGGAGAUGCUCUUCUCUAUAAACUCAGGGCUGAUGUUCGGGGUCAUCUGGGAUGGAAGGAGCAGGCGCUGGAUGACUACAGAACGGCGGUGGAGCUUCAGGAUUCAAUAUGCUGCUCAGGGUUGGAGAAUGAUCAAAAUUAGAUUUUUGCUCCUUAGAUUAUUUUGAUUAGCUAAUGCAAUAUAUUUCAUGCAAUUAACAUUUUUUGUCUUAAUUUUGUUUGUGUGAAUGUGAGUUUGACACUACAUAAAAAAAUAUUGAAUGUGUGGAAAACCAAUAUCCAGACUGUCAAUUUAUUUUGAUAGUUUUUUCCAUCAUCCAGCCAUCUGUUAUAAUACUUUACUAAAUUAAAACAGUUUUUAUUCUUUAUUUCUAAUAUCAUUAGCGAGUGUUAAAUAAUGUAGUAAUUUUAAUUGUAUUUUUUAUAUAUAUAUAUAUAUAUAUAUUUAAAUUUAGUUUUUUUAAAUUUUAGUUGUAUUUUUUAUAUAUUAAAUUAAUUUAAUAAUAAAUUAGUUUGUACUGUAGCUAAAGUCAAGUAGAUUAAGUAUAUCAUCUUUUUGUUGAAAAGGCUUAAUUUCAAUAAAAACAUUCUUCAAUUUAAUUAAUAUUUUAUGACAUUUUAUUUUGAGUGAAUAAGCCAUAUAUAACUUUUUAAAGCAUGGUUUGUUGUAUGUUAGAUUUUUUAGGGUUUCUAAAAUAAGUUUAUUUUGCAUACCAAGGCUGCAUUCAUUCUAUACAAAGUACAGUAAAAACUAAAAUAUUGUGACAUUUUAUUAUUAUUUAAAAAAAAUAUUUUCUAUUUUAAUAUAUUUUAUAAUGAAAUGUAUUCCUGUGAUGCAAAGGUGAAUUUUCAACACCAUUACUCCAGUUUUCAUUGUCACAUGAUUCUUCAGAAACCCAUAUUUCUUAUCAAUGUUUUUUUAUGAAAAAAAAUUUAGAUACAUUUUUUUAGGAUUCUUUGAAAACAGCAUUUAUUCGAAAUAAAAUCUUUUGUAACAUGAUGAAUGUUUUGGGAUCA